Messenger RNA from Entrophospora candida, 412 nucleotides. Lineage: Eukaryota; Fungi; Glomeromycota; Glomeromycetes; Entrophosporales; Entrophosporaceae. The record is from the annotation of a GenBank genome assembly.
UUGCAUUACUGCUGAUGUUUUCAGAAAUGUUAGAUUCUUGGGUACUCAAUUUAGAAGGAGAAUAUUAUUACAACCAACCACUAACUGUCUUGUUCAUUUAGUUAGUUCACCCUUCUUAGUUAUAACAAUGGCUGAUAUAGAAAUAGUAAAUUUAGAAAGAAUACAAUAUUGUUUAGAUAAUUUUGAUAUGGUAUUAGUUUUUAAAGAUUAUUCACAACCACCAACACAUACCAAUACUAUUCCAAUAUAUCAAUUAAAAGUUGUAAAAGAAUGGCUAGAUUCAAUAAAAAUUGUAUAUUAUGAAAGAACACCAAAUUUGAAUUGGGCACAAAUAAUGAGAAGUAUUAAUCAAGAUAAUUUAAAUGUGUACGACAUGGAAGAUCAUGGAAAUUCUGCAUGCGGAUCUGAUUGA